ACAGAUGAAUGGAGGAGAGAGAUCUUCUCACUCCAUAUUAUAUACAAGUAGAUACCUGCAUUGUGAUGCACCAGCAACCAUAACCCCAUUCCAUGGCUACAGACAAUGUCUACGUUCUCUUCUACUUAUUGGCCUUCCUAUGCAUUCAACCCAACGUCUGCGACGGAGCUCUAACCUCAGGCUGCAUCCCUGCCGAAAGAAGUGCUCUACUUGAGUUCAAACGAGGCCUGAAAGAUCCUACCAACAGGCUGUCCUCUUGGGUGGGUGAAGACUGCUGCAAAUGGGAGGGUGUGACGUGCAGCAAUCAUACUGGGCAUGUCGUCAAGCUGGACCUCCACAAUCCGCAUCCUUUCUCUGAUUUUGGUGACGAGCCAUACAACAACUGGACCUUAGGAGGUGAGUUGCGGCCUUCUUUACUUGGUCUGAAGCACCUAAAGUACCUGGACCUAAGCAUGAACGAUUUUGGAGGCAUUAAUAUUCCAGAAUUCAUGGGGUCAUUCCAUCGACUCCAAUAUCUUAACCUCUCCCGUGCUGGAUUGGGUGGACUCCUGCCGCACCAGCUGGGAAAUCUCUCCAAUCUGCAGUAUCUAGACUUAUCCAAUGACAGUUUUGUGGCUCCGAUCCAUCAAUUUAGCAUUGGUGAUGCACUCUGGAUUUCUCACCUUUCUUCUCUAAAGCAUCUCAACCUGAAUAACGUUAAGUUUCAAAAUGGUACUCACUGGCUGGAAGCUCUGAACAUGCUUCCUUCUAUCGUGGAGAUAUACUUAUCUGACUGUGAAAUUCCAAGUGUUCCCCUCUCUCUUCCACUUGUGAACUUUAUCUGUUCUUGAUUUAUCUGAGAAUUUCAUUGACUCUACAUUACCCCUUUGGUUAUCCAACAUAAGUGGCCUUGAGCACCUUGAUCUCAGUGAGAACAACCUUCAGGGUAAUAUUCCACCGACCUUUGGUAACUUGGCUUCCCUCGAGGAACUUAAUUUAGCUAACAAUCCUCUUCAAGGAGGAAUACCCACUUCGUUCAAAAAUCUGUGCAAGCUGCAGAAAUUAAUAUUGUCAGGCAUCAAUAUCAGCAAAGAUUUGUUAGAACUCGAUGAAAUUUUCUCUGGUUGCAUCAAGAUGAAAUUAGAGAUUCUGGACUUAUCCAGAACGAAUAUUAGUGGACAGCUGCCUGAAUGGUUAUUCCAACUCAGGAAGCUUAAAGUACUCAAUUUGGGGUGGAAUCUGAUUUCUGGUCCUAUUCCUUUGUCACUUGGACAACUAGCAUCACUCCAAGAGCUCUAUCUUGGGGUAAAUCAGUUGAAUGAAACUAUACCAGAAAGUGUGGGGCGGCUGUCUCAGCUAGUUGCUUUGGUCCUUUGGUACAACCAUUUGGAGGGUGUAAUGUCUGAGGUGCAUUUUGGAAACCUCACAGAAUUGAAAUACUUAUGUUUGUCGUCCAACUCCUUGGCUCUGAAGGUCGAGAGCAAUUGGCUUCCUCCCUUCCGGCUAGAAUCCCUUCAGAUGGACUCCUGCAAACUGGGUCCUGAGUUCCCUUCAUGGCUCCGGUCUCAAAUAAAUAUUUCACACAUUGUUAUGUCUAAUGCAAGUAUUAUUGAUGCUAUGCCAAACUGGUUUUGGAGCUUAAUUUCCACAGCAGAGUACGUGAGUAUCUCCGGCAAUCAGAUCAGUGGCCACGUACCCAAUUUAUUGCAUUUAAAUAAUCUCGACUGGUUGGAUUUAAGCUCAAACUACUUCGAGGGUCCUCUUCCAUAUUUUCCUCCGGGAAUGUAUUUUUUAGAUUUGUCAAAUAAUUUAUUCUCGGGAACAAUUUCACUUGACAUCAUGAAUAUGCCUUACCUCAUAUAUUUAUCGCUUUCAAAAAAUAAUUUAAGUGGCCAAAUUCUCUUCUCUGUAUGCCAACUGCAGGCUUUACAGGUUCUUGAUCUUUCAAAAAAUACGUUAUCAGGAGUGCUCCCCAAUUGUUGGAAUAAUUCUUCACGUACUGUAAUUAUGGAUUUUUCAAGCAACAACAUAUCUAGAGUUAUUCCUAAGUCAAUAUGUUCCAUAGCAUCACUUCAGCCGUUGCACUUGAACAAUAAUAGUCUAUAUGAAGAGUUGUCCCUGUCCUUGAAAGAUUGUACGAAAUUAGUCAUUCUUGAUGCUGGACAUAAUGAUUUGAAAGGUGAAAUUCCAACUUGGAUUGGCGAAAGUUUAACUAGUCUGAGGUUCCUCAAUCUACGAUCAAAUAUGUUGGUCGGAGAUAUUCCUCCAAAUCUUUCAAGAUUGAGUUCUCUCCAAUUUCUCAACCUUGCAGAUAAUGAGCUAUCGGGAACUAUUCCAAGGAGCUUUGGAAAUUUUACUGCCAUGAAAGUAAUUGAAAAUUUUUCAAGUUCGACGACAGAUCAAAUUAGAUAUAAGGAGCAUAUGUUUAUUACAACUAAAGGAAACACUCUUUCCUAUGAUGAGUCACUUUUGCUCAUGAAUAUCUUGAACCUCUCAGACAAUAACUUAUUUGGAGGAGUACCCGAAGAAGUCACAGGUCUUUUUGGCUUAUUCAGCUUAAAUUUAUCUGGAAACCAUUUCACAGGAGAAAUCAUUGAAAAUAUCAGUAAAUUACAACAGUUGGAGUCCCUUGACUUGUUAAGGAACAACUUUUCUGGCACAAUUCCUUCUGGCCUCGCUGCCCUGACUUAUUUGGCUCACUUGAACCUGUCAUACAACAACUUGUCAGGGGAAAUUCCUCUUGGUAAUCAACUUCUGACCUUCACUGAUCCAUCUAUCUAUAUUGGCAAUCCUGGUCUUUGUGGGUUUCCUCUGAAUCAAAGUUGCAAAGAUAGUGAGACAACACAAGGUCAAAGUAAUCCAGAUGAUGGAGAUGAGAAUGAGAUGAUAUGGUUCUACACGAGCAUGGCACUAGGAUUUGUUGUUGGUUUCUGGGUAGUCUGGGGUACCUUGAUACUUAACAAGAAUUGGAACCUUUAUUACUUUCGAUUUAUAGACAACAUGUUUGACAAAUUAUAUGUGUUUACCAUACUGAAAGUUUCUAUGAUCAGAAAACGUUGUUGUUCCCAACAAGAAUAAUAAAUUUGAACAUCAAUAUCUGCUAUAUGAGAGUUCAUCUCAUUAAUAUCAUAUCAUCAGCUUGAAUAAAUUUUCUACUUUUGAAUACUUCUGGACUUGAUCAUUUUUUAUCAUUUCUGUCAAGAUCGUAAUACCAUAUGAAGUGUUCUAAUUUUGGGGAUUGCUAGAAAGUUUGCACAUUUUAAUUAGUUUUUCCAAAAUAGACACCCCUUUUUAAUUAUCAUAUGAAAUGAAAGGAGGUUAAAACUUUUAUGAAGAUAUAGAUAGAAUUUAUGGUAUUAUUUUCUUUCUUUUUCUUUUGAUGUCCAAAUCAGAAGUUUAAAAGAUCCCUUUUUUUUUUCUCAGUUUAUAGUAUCUGCUUUCAUCCUCUAUUUUCCCAAGUUUAUGAUAUCUACUUUCAUCAAAUAUGCAUUUGCAUGUCUUGUUCUUCCCAACCAUUACGCGGCAAGACUGACACAAUUGCAAUCACAAGCUCUGCUGUAAAAGAUUUGGCCAUCUUAUUCGAUUAAUUUGACUCUCAAUGAACUUAUGCAUAGGUGUUUUAUAUCAUACAUUACUCUUGUUUAUGAUCUACUCAUGUAAUGAUCCUCUUGUUUGAGAUUCUUGUCUUCCUCAAUCAAAUACAAAUUGGAUGCAUCAUAAGCUCAAGUCCACCAAAUGUGCAGCUGCAUGAUCUUCUUGGAUCUCAUGCUCAGAUCUUUUCAGUUGAUGAGUCUCCCAUUAAUGGGGGACAUGCUGCUGCAGCUGAUGGAAUUGGGCCGAAGAGGCUCUCACAUGCAUGUCAAUGUGACAAGGAUGAUAUGUGCACGCAAGAAUGAUCCAUUUAUGGCCACCUUCAAAAUUCAUGUGAGAUGUCAUAUGCUUUGUUGUUGUUGUUGCUAUUGUUGAAAAGCGCCAAUCAAAGGCCAAGUUCAAAUGGGGCCCCUCUUUUUGCUGUUUGCAUUACCCAAUAAAUAAAAA
Messenger RNA from Musa acuminata AAA Group (dessert banana), 4017 nucleotides. Its product is annotated as receptor-like protein EIX2. Gene Ontology annotation, molecular function: protein binding. The transcript is spliced from 2 exons. The record is from RefSeq and is a predicted model, not a curated record. Bases 1114 to 3057 code for a protein of 647 amino acids. Lineage: Eukaryota; Viridiplantae; Streptophyta; Magnoliopsida; Zingiberales; Musaceae.